AGCUAUUUACUGAGCAAAAAGCAUUUACGGAGUAAUAUAUAACGCAAUGAGGACUGAGGAUAUAUACUACAUAUAUGCAAUCAAUGACCAAAGAGAGAAGCGUACGUACGGUGGCUAUGGGCGAUUGACAAGCCCAGUGGGAGUCGAGACCUAUUCAAUUGGUGGCGAAAAGAGAAGAGUGUGAUGAGAGGAGGACUGGCUGAGGUAGGGUUUUUAAUUUUAGGGUACACGGCUGGAUUGCGACUUAUUAUACAAGAGAUGGUCUUUUUUUAAUGCAACACGUCUAGUCCACUGGUGCUACGCUAGGAUGCAAAGUUGCCCGAAAUUGGAUGCCUAUGCGAGGAAUGUGGAACUAGGCAAGUCGAUCUACCAUGGCAAGAGCAGCAUGGUGUUGGGACGCCAAGGCCACACCGUGUUAACUAUGAACAUAACUUGAGUAUUGGUCAAAACAUUAUUCAUCUUGUUUUAGACAAAUAACAAAUCUGAAGGUAUUCUUGUAAACAUAACUUGAGUUGUAGCUAGAUACAAAACACGAGGUUCCAUCUUUAAAUCUGUCAAUCAACUUUGUUUUUCACUGCCUCUCUAUUUUCGAGUAGGGGCUACGUCUGCGUACCUCUAUUUUCGAGUAGGGGCUAAGUCUGCGUACACACACCCUCCCCAAACCCUACUCUUGUGGGAUCCAAGAGCAGGGUCUUGGAUUUUUCAUUGCUUGAUGUUUUGAGUUAUUAACGAAUAUAUACUCAUUGGUUAUAAUUCAAUCGUUUCAUGAAAGUGCUCUUUGCUUCACCAUUGAAAUGUUCAAUUAAUAUUUUCCAGAUCAUGAAUGCAAUAAAUGCACAACCAUGGAUCCAUGAGGAUCUUACUGCAGUCAUUUCCCAUUUCUUGAGCAUUGUUCAGACUAUGUAUCAACGAUGUAGGUCAUCUUUGGAGGUUUUAUUUUCAUCUGUGGGCUGUCAGGAUCUUGGGCCCACACAGCUUCUUACGGACUAUUUAGAGGUAAUGGACUUCAUAAAUGAUGCUAUUGUAUCCAUGGAUGCAUUUGUUAGUGCUUACAACCAGUCUGCUGUUUCUUUCUCUAGCCCUGUUGAAAUAAGUCAUGGGAAUGAGGAGAUGCUCACUACCCUUGCAAGACUACAUGAUUCCCUGCUACCAUCCCUACAGCAAGGUUUCCGAAUAAUAUUUGCAUCUAAAGAUAAUGGCUCCUCAGAUGUAUCCAAUAGUAUGCAUUGCAACGUUUAUCUCAGUUUGAAAAUGUUGUCAACAAGGAUAGUAAGUUUUGGCUGGAAACUACUAUACUUGUGCUAUCUGAGUGAUGAAGCUUUCAAUGGAAGCUACCCCAUUCAUGUAGGCAUUAAAAUGUUUCCUUCAAAUGUGGAAGAUCCUAUCAUACGGACAGACAUUCUUUUACAGAUAAUCAGGGAUAUCAAUGCAGUAUAUUUGCAGUCUCUAGAGAGACAUAGUAAAGGAACAUUUCUUCAAAGAAUUGAAGAAAAUCACAAAAUAAUGUCUAAGAUUCAACUGUUAAGAAAUGCAGGUACUGUAUUAUGUAAUUAUUAUUCAUAACUGGUUUUUAUCGUUUGCCUCAUUUAUUGCAUACAUUUCUUCAUCAUUCUGCAAAUACAUGCUGUAUUUUUAAAACCUGUACCUAGGCCAGCAUAUUCACCCCUAAGCACUAGGCUACCCUUUGGGCUGAUCAAAUGGGUUUGUGUUCUUUUCCUGAGUUGGGUUCAAUUUGGUUCUGAGUGGAGUGGGGAUAUGAUUUCUAAAUUAAAACCAAACUUUUUUUGGGCAGGUUUGAGGCAUUUCGUUGUUAGUGUGUAAGGCGUAAGUUCAAGAUGUUUUGGGUUAACAUACAAAAACAUAAGUAAAACUUUAAGAAAUAAAAUAAAACAUAACAAAUAAGAUACAAAAACAUCAAUUAAACUCCAAGAAACUUAAACCCAACAACUCAACAACUUCACAACCAUGAUGUCGAAUAGUGCAUGAUAGGGAAAAAAUGCGAAAUGCAUUACAUCGAUGAAUGUAAUUGAGGAUCAUCUGUAGGAAGUUGUUUAAAAUUUGGAUUAAAACCACUUGUAUCUCCGACACAACAUGUUACGUAUAUCACUAUACAAACACAAUCUUUUUAAUAAUAACAUGGAAAAAUU
Cuscuta campestris is the source of this 2147-nucleotide messenger RNA. The record is from the annotation of a GenBank genome assembly. NCBI's taxonomy places the organism in Eukaryota, Viridiplantae, Streptophyta, Magnoliopsida, Solanales, Convolvulaceae.